Messenger RNA from Pyrus x bretschneideri (Chinese white pear), 1623 nucleotides. Its product is annotated as probable amino acid permease 7. The coding region runs from base 178 to 1560 and encodes 460 amino acids. Gene Ontology annotation, cellular component: plasma membrane. NCBI's taxonomy places the organism in Eukaryota, Viridiplantae, Streptophyta, Magnoliopsida, Rosales, Rosaceae. The record is from RefSeq and is a predicted model, not a curated record. The transcript has 8 exons.
UGAUCUUUUACCCUUAACAUAGUAAGAUUAUAUUUGUUUCUUACAACUAAAUCACAAUUUGACAUGUCGCAUAUAAACUUUUUUUUGUAUUUUUAACAAGUCAAUCUAAUACAUGUGUUAGUCUGCGAUUUACAGGUCUCAAAAACUUCAUAAGUUCCUAGUGUGAGUCUGAUAAGCAUGGCAAUUCAACACCCACUUGAGUCAGCUAGUAAUGGUUCCUGUGAUGAUGAUGGCCAUCCACUAAGAACUGGAACGCUGUGGAGUUGUGUGGCUCAUAUCAUCACUGCUGUGAUUGGAUCUGGUGUUUUGUCUUUGGCAUGGAGUACUGCUCACCUAGGGUGGAUUGGAGGCCCCGUUUCGUUGCUUUGUUUUGCAAUUGUCACCUACAUUUCUUCCUUCCUCGUUUCGGAUUGUUACCGGUCUCCUGAUCCUAUCACCGGAACUCGAAACAAAUCUUACAUGGAUGCUGUGAAAGUGAAUCUCAAUAGUAGAAAAAAGACCUGGUUUUGUGGUUUACUUCUGUAUUUCAGCAUGUUUGGAACUGGUAUUGCUUAUGUGAUUACCACUGCGACCAGUAUGAGAGCCAUUCAGAGAUCAAACUGCUACCACAAAGAAGGGCAUGAGGCUUCAUGUGAAUAUGGAACUAGUCUGUAUAUGCUGCUAUUUGGACUUGUCCAGAUUGUUGCGUCACAAAUACCAGAUUUCCACAACAUGGAAUGGCUUUCAGUUAUCGCAGCAAUCAUGUCCUUUGCCUACUCUUUCAUUGGACUUGGCCUCGGCUUUGCAAAAGUAAUAGAAAAUGGGAAGAUUCAAGGAAGCCUAACAGGAGUUCGAACAUCAAAUGUUGCUGAUAAAUUAUGGUUAUCCUUCCAAGCACUUGGAGACAUUGCUUUUGCCUAUCCAUACUCUAUUAUUGUUCUUGAAGUUCAGGAUACUUUGAAGUCCCCUCCACCAGAAAAUCAGACAAUGAAGAAGGCCUCAAUGAUUGCCAUAUUUGUCACAACCUUCUUCUACCUCUGCUGCGGAUGCUUUGGAUACGCCGCCUUUGGCGAUGACACCCCAGGGAAUCUCUUGACAGGAUUCGGAUUCUACGAACCCUACUGGCUCAUUGAUUUUGCCAAUGCUUGCAUUGUUCUUCAUUUGGUGGGAGGAUAUCAGGUCUACAGUCAACCAGUAUUUGCAGUUGCUGAAAGAUGGUCCACGAAGAAAUACCCGAGCAGUGGACUUGUGAACAACUUUUACACUAUUAAAGUCCCAUUGUUACCGAGAUUUCAAGUGAAUCCCUUCAGGCUGUGUUUCCGAACUGUUUACGUUGUGUCAACUACCGCAAUUGCGAUGAUAUUUCCUUACUUCAACCAGGUUUUGGGAGUUUUAGGGGCCUUGAACUUUUGGCCUUUGACCAUAUAUUUUCCUGUAGAAAUGUACUUUGUACAGAAGAAAAUUGGGGCUUGGACAAAAACAUGGGUUGUUCUGAGGACAUUUAGUUUAGCUUGCUUUCUUGUGACAGUUGUGGGUGUGAUUGGAUCAGUUGAAGGACUUAUAAGUGCCAAACUGAGCUAGGGAAGUACAAAGAAUAUUGUAAUAUCCUCCAUAAACAAAUGAAUAUAUAUAUAUAUAUAUAUA